AUGCACGCAGCUAUAGAAAUAAAAAACCGAAUUUUUGAUUUUAGACAUCAAUAUCCUUGAUGCUUGUUUACAUCUAAAUAUUUUUCUUCUAAUACUUUUCAAGAGAGAAAAAAGCCCCAAAUAAAUGCUUUAUUUUUAAUUAUUUUUGGAAAUUAUUUAUAUGGCAUAUAUAAGGAUAUUUUAAGAGUAAUGAAAAAAAGGUUGGAGAAUUGUCUUUGCCGCUGAUUUUUCGAUAGAAAAUUAAUCCUUCAUCAGUAA
This is a messenger RNA of Blepharisma stoltei, 258 nucleotides long. The record is from the annotation of a GenBank genome assembly. NCBI's taxonomy places the organism in Eukaryota, Ciliophora, Heterotrichea, Heterotrichida, Blepharismidae.